CCCCUGCGCCCGGUCGCGCGCAGAUGACGUAGCGGGCGCGGGCGGAGGGCGUCGCCGCCAUGGCGCUGCUGGGCCGGCUGGGCGAUCUGCUGCGGCGGGCCGUGGAGGCGGAGGAGCCGCGCCUCGAUCUCCCGGCCGCCUUCACGGAGCACUGGAAGGGCGUCACCCACCAUUACCUGGAGGCCCCAGAUGAAAACAAGUCGGCGAAGCAGACGGACAUUCCCUGGCGCUUAAAACAGAUGCUGGACAUCCUGGUCUACGAGGAGAAGCAACAGCAGGAAGGGGAGACGGGACCCUGCCUGGAAUACUUGCUGCAGCACAAAAUCCUGGAGACACUCAGCACUCUGGGGAAAGCAGAGUAUCCUCCGGGAAUGAGGUCACAGGUGCUUCUCUUUUUCAGUCGCCUGCUGGGGCAGAUGCAGAGCCCUCUCUUGCAUUACUUCAGUGUUUACCGGCCUGUUCAGAAACUUAUUCAGCUUCAGGGGGAUGCAUUAGGCCCUGAGCUGGAGAAGGAAGCGCUGCAGUUUGUUGCUGUUCUAUGUACCAAAAUCAGGCAGGAACCUGCUCUCCUACCACACGUCCUAGAGGGCCAGAAUGUUGAUUCCCUGGGAUUGGCAGCCGAGCCAAGCAUGACCUCUGGCCAGACCCUGCCCUCCUUUGAAGAACAGGGUGGAGGGCUGUGUCCAGAGAAACCACUCAGGGACCCUGCUGCCUCCAUGCUGAAUUUGGUGACUGCUCUCAUUGGCUUAUGUAAGAGCAAGAACAAGAAGGUUGUGCUAAAAGCCCAAGAGAACCUACUGCUUCUUACCAGGGUGGACCAUCCAACCGCUGCCCAGGCCUUGGCCCAAGAUAGCAUGCUGUGCCUUCUGCUACCCGACUAUCUCUGCUCCCUGUACAAGGCCAUCCCUGUUACCAUCAAGCCUGCUGAUGUUACCAGGCUUCCACCCGUCCCGUGCAGGCUCCAGAGUGACGCCUCAGUGGAGGAAAGCUCCUUCCCAGGAGAGCACAGCCUAGAGGCUUUCUUUGAUUGGCUGGAGUUUUGUGACUGUCUCGUGAAACAGGCUCAUCCUGUUGUUGGAGAUGCCCUGAGCACAACUGUGGGGCGGAGGCUCUUCCUAGAAACCUUGCGGCCUCAACUCUUGCAGAGGUCAGACUCUGGGAUUCUCUUUUCAGUGGCUAUCCUGACGGGCCUGGCGAGACGGAUUCACGCUCCUGCCCUCCUCCAGCAGCUGGCUGGGUUUCUGCUGGGAACAGAAAUGGAUCCCAUCAGGCCCAGUGAUUCAGCCUGGCGGCCACAGAGCCCCAGCCUCUGCUCAUGGCUGAUUGAGAACUGCAGCCAUCCGUCUGAUGAGAUCAGCAUGGCCACCCUACGGUUGUUUGAGGAGCUGCUUUGGCUUCCUGACCAGCGCAUCUUGCAGAGCCUGGUGCUGUGCCAUCUGGAGGAGCGCAGCUACAUCUUGAGAAGUCCAGCUGGUCAGGAAGAUCUUGCCACCCCUGAACAAGAGUUUUGUGAAGAGGGGCUAGACCUAGAAGAAGAUCCUUACUUUGCAGAUGGGCUCCCAGCGGCCGAGCCCCAGAGGCCAAGCAAGCCAGUCACCUUGGCUCCAAAGGAAGGGCCUGGCCAGCCAGCAGGGCCUGUGGAUGCGAAGGAGGCAGUCAGCAGCUUCCUUUGCCUAGUACCAAGUGAGGUGAAGACCUCAGCUUAUCUGGAGGAGGCGGGAUAUGACACUUACGUCCAUGAUGCUAAAGUACUGAGGCCUCGCUUCUUUCCGCCCCUGGAGAACGCUGCCGCUGCCACCAACUCCUCCAAAAGCCUCUCUCCCAUCCUCUGGGCCUGCCGACAGCCUCAUCCAGUUCCUUGGCUCCAUAAGCCCCGGGACCUCUCCUCCUCCUCGGCCUCCUUUGGAAACAGCCCUUAUUUGCAAUAGAAUCUGUCGCUGGGCCAGCAGUCAGAUCUUGCUGCUGGCAGAACAAUUUAAACAGCACCAACGACUUUUAGCGGUCUCACCAACAGUUCCGAAACAGCUAGAAACUCGCCAUGCCAGCAAAGAUUGUCAGUCGUAUGUCACCUUAGUUGCACCACGUUGCUCAAACAUUAAAACCUUCCUGAUCAUGUGGCCUAUAUCCCUUAAUAUCCCUCCCCAAACGUUUCACCUUCGAGAGCCAAUGCAGCCGCAGCCGAUCCAGGUGCCGCCAUCUUAGAACUUGAUGUCCUGUCCAACGACGACUGAAACACACUGUGUCUCCUGGUUCCUUUCUUGUACCUGUUUCUUUUUUUAAAAUGGCGCAGCAACCUUUUAAAAAGAGAGGAUGUGUGUGCUCUAUCAGCUGAGGGCUCUAGCGGAAAUGAACUUCCUAGAUCCUUUCAGGCCUGGGCAGGAGACAGAAAUAUAAGUGGCGAUUGUCUUGGUUGGCCUUUGGAGGGCGGGUGUCCCCUGAUGGCAGUCACAGUCCCUCUGACUUCUGAGGAGGACCUGCAAAGGUUGGGCAGUAAGGCACAAUCUUAACAGCAGCUCUGCUCUUUCUUAGCAGGCAGCUCUUGUCAUGUAUGUUUCUUGUUAUGUUUUAGUCUAGCUGACUUGGGGUGCUGCAGCCUCAGUCUUCCCGCUGUACCAUUUUAUGUCUAUGCAAAACCUCUGGGAGAGGCUACCUGUUGGGUGUGAGGUGUACUUGGUAUGUUGACGACACUCACCUGUGUAUUGUCAUUCCAGGUCUUUCCCCAAUAAUUUUAUAAAGAGUUAAUAAAAUUGAACAAUAAUACAGAAGCCUAAUACAGAACUAUUACAUAUAUACAUAUAAUGUUUUAAAACAUACAGAACCCCAUAAAACUAUAUGAAUUAAAAACCA
Messenger RNA from Crotalus tigris (Tiger rattlesnake), 2847 nucleotides. RefSeq names its product FHF complex subunit HOOK interacting protein 2B (gene FHIP2B). Bases 60 to 1928 code for a protein of 622 amino acids. The record is from RefSeq and is a predicted model, not a curated record. The transcript has 14 exons. NCBI's taxonomy places the organism in Eukaryota, Metazoa, Chordata, Lepidosauria, Squamata, Viperidae.